AUGAGCAGCCUGAAGCCGGACGGCGACCCCGGACCCGGACCGGCCACCGACCCCGGCCCCACCCCGGCCACCGCCGCCGCCACCGAGGAAGAGGUCCGCACCCUGUUUGUCAGUGGCCUCCCCAUGGACAUCAAGCCCAGGGAACUCUACCUGCUCUUCCGACCGUUCAAGGGGUAUGAAGGUUCACUGAUCAAGCUCACGUCAAAGCAGCCAGUUGGUUUCGUUACCUUUGACAACCGGGCAGGGGCAGAAGCAGCCAAGAAUGCGCUGAAUGGUAUACGCUUUGACCCAGAAAACCCACAGACCUUGAGGCUAGAGUUUGCCAAAGCCAACACCAAGAUGGCCAAGAGCAAGCUAAUGGCGACACCAAAUCCCACCAGCAUCCACCCCGCCCUGGGAGCACAUUUCAUCGCACGGGACCCCUAUGACCUGGCCGGAACAGCUUUGAUACCUGCAUCUCCGGAGGCCUGGGCCCCCUAUCCACUGUACACCACAGAACUGACCCCCGCCAUCCCUCAUGCUGCGUUCACUUACCCAGCUGCUGCCGCCGCCGCCGCUGCUUUACAUGCUCAGAUGCGCUGGUACCCUCAGUCUGAAGCCACCCAGCAAGGCUGGAAGUCCCGCCAGUUCUGUUAACUCUGCAGUUUCCCCAUCCGGCUCGAGUCCCCACGUCAGUCUCUCCUCCGUGGAUCUCUGUGCCUGGGAAGAAGCUGUCGCGUUGACUUGGGGGAAUCUUUGGGUUUGACCGGGCACCAAAGUCUGUGCUCAGUGCUGCCGUAACCUCAUGCUGCUCCCGUGAGGAGCUGGCUGUUGUGUGUCUGUGUGCUCUAUUCCCCCCCCCCCCCUUGACCCCCUAAAGACUGUGAAUUAUAAACCCAACUCAGUGGACUGCUUCCAACAUUUUUGGUCUUCUCUUGCCAUCUUCUCUCCCCCUCGCCCCACUUCGGCAGCCUCUCCUAAUCCGAAGCCGAGUCGGCCGAGGCCUAGGGUUCGGACCCAGCAGAGGCCUACCUGGGGCCUGAGCCGUGGCUCCCUGGCUUCCCGGUCCUGUUAUUUCUGCAGCUCUGCUUGGAGGAAAUGAGACAUUUGGUUUUUUUGCAUGUUUUCUGGCAUGAAUUAAGACACUUAAACUUGUAUAUGUGUAAGUGUAGGUUUGUUUGUUCUAGCGUUGGUGUAAUCAUAGCAACAGGUCUUGGCCUCCUUAUGGAUCGAUCAAGGUUUCCUCCCCCAACACCUUCCAUGUUUUCAUCUGGCUUCUGUGAAGAUGUGGCUUUGGAACAUGCAGAUGGUCACCUACACUCCUUCUCUUCCUCACUCUUUCCCUCAGGAUGGGCAGAAAAAUGAAGAAAACCUUCAAGUAUAAUGCACUGGGUUUCUUUCCUCUCUGUUCAAAUCAGGGUUAUUCCACUUUCCUCCUUAAACAGGUCCUCUCCAGCCCAUGGUCGUAAGAAAAAUCUCUAGACCGCUGCUUCUUCUUUCCUCCUCCCAAUCGGUGAGAAUACCAUCCUGCCAAAUCGCCGCCAUCCUUCCUGAACUUCCAAACAAAAGUGCAAGUAUUUUUGUACCAUGUGUAAUAAGGAAAUAUUUAUGCAUCAUAAAGGAUUUCGUGUGUGUGUGUGUGUGUGUGCAAUUAAUUAUUAAAGAGAAAUGGUAAUCCUGUCAAGAUAAAUUAAGUGUUUAGUUUGAGGCUUGAAGGAGGAGAAAAAAGUUUCUGUUCAGUGAUGAGCAUUUUGUUGGGCGUUGGGAAAAAGUUGUGCAAUUCCAUUUUUGUUUUGUGAUCAUAUUAUUGCUUGAUAUUGAAGUGCUUUAACUAUUUCCUACAGCUGUGGCUGUCGCUUGUAUUAAAAGACUUUGGAGAAUAAGUUGGUAUUAUAAUUGCUGAUCCUAUGAAUGUGAAACUGGAUAAUAUAUAAAUGCAAAAAAAAAUCCCAAA
Ornithorhynchus anatinus (platypus) is the source of this 1933-nucleotide messenger RNA. RefSeq names its product RNA binding protein, mRNA processing factor 2 (gene RBPMS2). Bases 1 to 636 code for a protein of 211 amino acids. Lineage: Eukaryota; Metazoa; Chordata; Mammalia; Monotremata; Ornithorhynchidae. Gene Ontology annotation, biological process: negative regulation of smooth muscle cell differentiation. The record is from RefSeq and is a predicted model, not a curated record. Gene Ontology annotation, molecular function: mRNA binding; protein homodimerization activity. The transcript is spliced from 8 exons.